AUGACACAUCUCUCUUGGUCUCCUUCAGUACCUAUACACUUUGAACUUUCCAUCGAGGUAAGAACGAAAGACUCACAUACCCCUUCAUACUCACAACCAAACCACUUGAUCUUUCAACUCUCCACAAAAGAAUCUUCACCGCCAGACGAGAUCUCACAGACACAGAGCCCUAACAAACGUCGUCUUGUUACCGAGUACCAGAGUACCAGCAUUUCUGUCAGUCUCGAUUCACAUGAGCUCAAACAUCCACACGGACUGUUCCUCCUCUCCGAAAGAAAAGGACCGUCUCGGUGUGGAAAAUGA
This is a messenger RNA of Cadophora gregata, 303 nucleotides long. RefSeq lists its product as uncharacterized. The coding region runs from base 1 to 303 and encodes 100 amino acids. Lineage: Eukaryota; Fungi; Ascomycota; Leotiomycetes; Helotiales; Ploettnerulaceae. The transcript has a single exon. The record is from RefSeq and is a predicted model, not a curated record.